AUGGGUAACUCAGAAGCAAGGACAAUUGCACGGGCCAGACGGGGUAGCACUCGAUCAAACUAUAGGCAAGAUGAGUACUCGUAUGGAAAUGCAUCAUUGCAUCGCCGAGAUUCCCAACAGAGCAAUGCUAGUUUCGUAUCAGAUGUUGAAAUGGCACAUGAUGAGGUGUUUGCUGGUCCGAUGUCAGAGAGUAUUCCUUCGAGUGUUACGGGUUUUGCCCACCGGCGCCCAAGAACAGAUUCUGUUACAAGCUUUACUUAUUUCCAGGAAGACGACGAGUCUCCAGAGUGGUCAGAAGAUCAAGCCGUAGUAGACGAAGACGACAGUAUUUACGAUCACUUUAAAGUCUCGCAGUCAAGAUUUGACCAUGAUCUUGAAGUUGGGCGUACAUCUCCGCAGGGACGUAAAUCUUCUGCAUUCUCAAGAUCUUCUGUCGAGGACCCUUUACUUCUGCGUCGAGGCUCCACAAAAUCUGAGGGUAGCGACUUUCAUCAUUCAGGACGCCACAGCCAAAAGAUAUAUGUGAUCAGCGAAGACUUGACCAUCGCUAUAGCUGGGUUCGGUACUAGGCCGAUCGGAUUUGCGAUCUAUGUCCUUUUAUGUGUAGCCACACUUGGCUCGGGCUAUCUUGCAAUGAAAUGGCUUCCUAGCUGGAAAGUACGCUUAAUCGGCUUUUCAAACCCAUUGCGAAGCUGUGACUGGGUCGUGAUCGAGGUAGGACCGCCAGAUCGCCACUUUAGGUCGAGGAGCUCAGCUAAAGGCCAUCAGAAUCAAUGGGGUGAGAUGACUGUCCAAAAUAUAACCCGAACGUCCUAUGGUUACCCCCUCUCUACUGUUUUCGGCCCAUGUUAUUCAAAAGGUUCUUCAUCGGAUUACGAUGAGGAAGAAGAUCCUAUUCUGUCCGAGAUAUGCUUCCUCGACUAUCGCUUUGUGCGCUUGUGCUUUCAUCCGUUCAAAGAUAAAUUCAUACUGUGUAGCAGUUGGACCGAUCCUGCAUGGACCAGCGUAAAGACAAUGCGGAUAGGCCUAGACAUUGAAGAACGAAAUCGAAGGGAGUUGGUCUUUGACAAGAAUCUCAUCGACAUUCAGGAGAAACCCAUGAGCCAAUUGCUAGUAGACGAGGUUUGUCUUUGCCCCUUAACAGAUCAUUAUUUGCUGAGAGCAGCAGGGCGUCAAGUCUCGAGCGACGAGCUUGUACCAGGCGAUGUCUACGAGAUUUCAGAUCCCUCGUUGACCCAAUUUCCUUGCGAUAGCCUUUUACUUGCUGGAGAUUGCAUUGUCAAUGAGAGCAUGUUAACGGGGGAAUCCGUGCCGGUCGCCAAAAUUUCAGCAACAAAUGGCUCUCUCCACCUGCUCAAAGAUAGCGCUACUUCAAUGCAUCCGGAAUUGGCGAAACAUUUCCUUUUCAACGGCACCAAGGUGAUCAGAGCAAGGCGCCCUCAAGACGGGCAGGACGACGAAGCAAUUGCUUUAGCAAUUGUUAUCAGAACCGGCUUCAAUACUACGAAGGGCUCACUCGUAAGGUCAAUGCUGUUCCCUAAACCCUCAGGCUUCAAGUUUUAUCGUGAUGCGUUCAGGUACAUUUCUGUCAUGGCUUGCAUUGCAGCUCUUGGGUUCACGGCUUCCCUUGUAAAUUUCAUGAGGUUAAGACUAGCCUGGCACCUCAUAAUUGUCCGAGCGCUCGACUUAAUUACUAUCGUCGUGCCUCCAGCACUGCCAGCUACAUUGACCAUUGGGACAAACUUCGCUUUAUCUCGUCUUAAGCGAAAAGACAUCUUUUGCAUAAGUCCGCAAAGGGUGAACGUCGCCGGGAAACUAGACGUCAUUUGCUUUGACAAGACUGGAACCUUAACGGAAGACGGCCUUGACGUACUUGGGACUCGAGUGGUCAACAGUCCAGUCAUGCGUUUCAGUGACAUUUUCGAAGAUGCGCAGACUCUUCUACCUGGCGCGGAGUACGAAAGGGAUCCUACUGUUGAUUAUAGAGUACAUCAAGCGAUUCUAUACACAAUGGCUACAUGCCACUCACUGCGCUCUGUGGACGGGGAGCUCCUCGGCGAUCCUCUAGACUUAAAGAUGUUUCAAUUCACGGGCUGGUCUUUUGAAGAAAUGGUACAAAAGACAGCUUCAGAGGAUGGGGAAAAUUCAGGCUCUGCGUCCUCGAUUGCAAGGCCUCCCGUAGGCACUGACCCACGUCUAAGUAGCACCAAAUCCUCGGAGGAAGUACCAUUCGAGCUCGGUACGCUUAAGACAUUUGAAUUUGUAUCAAACCUACGCCGCGCAAGUGUCGUCGUGGGUCAGUCUGGUACCACAGGAGGUGAUGUAUAUGUCAAAGGUGCUCCCGAGUGUAUGAGAGAAAUCUGUAACAACAAAGGAGUCCCCAGCGACUUCGAGGACCUUCUGAGCUACUACACUCAAAGAGGCUAUCGUGUCAUCGCUUGUGCCUCGAAACAUAUCGAUUCCCUUGAUUGGCCGAAAGUCCAGAGGAUGACGAGAAGAGACGCUGAGUCAAAUUUGACAUUUCUCGGAUUCAUCGUCUUUGAGAACAAGCUUAAAGACGCUACGACGGAUACUAUCGAUGAACUUAACGACGCUAGAAUUCGUGGGAUCAUGUGUACUGGAGACAACAUUCUUACUGCCAUAAGCGUUGCUAGAGAGUGUAAGCUGAUCGAUCGAAGCGCACACUGCUUCAUCCCACACUUCUUCGAUGGAGAUUACAGAGAUCCAAAAGCUCGAUUGAAAUGGCAAAGUGUGGAAAAUACGCUGCUCGAGCUCGACGAGCACACCCUAUUGCCCAUACCUGCUUCUACAGAGAACGACACGGCAUAUUCUGCAGACCCCAUCAAUGCUGACAAUUAUACGCUUGCGAUUACCGGAGAUGUGUUCCGAUGGAUCAUUGAGUAUGCAAACGAGGAGAUAGUGAAAAGGAUGCUUGUACAAGGACAAAUUUUUGCAAGGAUGUCACCAGAUGAAAAACACGAGCUGGUUGAGAGACUUCAAAGUAUUGACUACUGUUGUGGGUUUUGCGGCGACGGUGCAAAUGACUGCGGAGCUUUGAAGGCUGCAGAUGUAGGCAUUUCAUUGUCAGAAGCUGAGGCAUCUGUCGCCGCUCCCUUUACUAGUAGGGUCUUCGAUAUUUCCUGUGUUCCAGAGACUAUCAGGUAG
Messenger RNA from Bacidia gigantensis, 3165 nucleotides. RefSeq lists its product as uncharacterized. Gene Ontology annotation, biological process: intracellular calcium ion homeostasis. The record is from RefSeq and is a predicted model, not a curated record. The coding region runs from base 1 to 3165 and encodes 1054 amino acids. Gene Ontology annotation, molecular function: ATP hydrolysis activity; P-type transmembrane transporter activity; ATP binding. The transcript has 7 exons. Lineage: Eukaryota; Fungi; Ascomycota; Lecanoromycetes; Lecanorales; Ramalinaceae. Gene Ontology annotation, cellular component: membrane.